Oppia nitens is the source of this 969-nucleotide messenger RNA. RefSeq names its product ovochymase-like. The transcript has 6 exons. Gene Ontology annotation, molecular function: serine-type endopeptidase activity. The record is from RefSeq and is a predicted model, not a curated record. Gene Ontology annotation, biological process: proteolysis. Bases 1 to 969 code for a protein of 322 amino acids. NCBI's taxonomy places the organism in Eukaryota, Metazoa, Arthropoda, Arachnida, Sarcoptiformes, Oppiidae.
AUGUUACAAAAUUUUAAAACAAUUAGUCAACCACACAUAUUGUUGUCAUCAGUAUUGGUGUCGUUCAGUGUUUGCAUUCACUCACAGAUCAAACACUAUCCGAACGUAACGCUCGACACGUGUGGUAUCGGACGGCAGUCACUGUUAACUACAAAAAACUGUUUCAAGUGGUCAUCAAAUGUGACUACAAGUGUACAAAACGGACGGUUAGCUCAACCGGGAGAGUGGCCAUGGAUUGUAUAUAUCUAUUCUACAUAUUAUUUUCUAGAGUUUAUUCCGUUAGAAUGGGUAUAUUGUACUGGAGUUAUACUAAACACCAAUUGGAUUAUAACAGCAGCGCAUUGUAUACAUUCCGGUCACACACUAACUGUGCGUACAGUUCAGGAUAGCAAUGAUAAGAGUCAUAUAUAUGGUGUAAAUCAAUGGUUCAGACAUCCAUUAUAUACGGAUAAACUCAAAGACUAUUUCGAUAUUGCAUUACUGAAAUUGGAUUCAAAUAUUCCUAUCACACAUACGGCCGGGUAUUAUACGGUAAACGGUAUUUGUUUGCCGGAGAAAAACAUUGUUAAUAUCGAUGACGAGUUGGGACUGGUAGCUGGUUUUGGUUACAUUGAUCAGGGAGUGAGUAAUCCGGGACCAUUGAGGACGGGUUGGCUAAAGUUGAUGAAAAUAUUUACCAAUAGUACCGAUGCCUGGGGCGCUUGGAUCAUAGCCUUUAGAUAUCCGACUAAUGGAGGAACGGCUACUUGCAAGGGCGAUUCUGGCGGACCAUUGAUUCAAAAUGUUUUAAGUAGCGAUAGUAGUGAUGGUCAGAAUCGGGCCGUACUUAUCGGUGUGAGCAGCAGUUUAGCUGUAAACAAACCGGUCGGUUAUUGUCUAAAUCCCGAUCCCACUACACAAAUGGUUUUUAUGCGUGUAUCAAAAUUUAUUGAAUGGAUUGUUGAAACUGUUUUAAGCAAUACUAACUAA